This is a messenger RNA of Priapulus caudatus, 3200 nucleotides long. Its product is annotated as ATP-dependent RNA helicase DHX8-like. NCBI's taxonomy places the organism in Eukaryota, Metazoa, Priapulida, Priapulimorpha, Priapulimorphida, Priapulidae. The transcript has 19 exons. Gene Ontology annotation, molecular function: RNA binding. Gene Ontology annotation, biological process: spliceosomal complex disassembly. The record is from RefSeq and is a predicted model, not a curated record. The coding region runs from base 148 to 2880 and encodes 910 amino acids. Gene Ontology annotation, cellular component: catalytic step 2 spliceosome; intracellular anatomical structure.
AGGCGGCGCUGGCAUAGACACAUCAAAGCUCCUGCGUCGUGCAAGAAACGUAAUCGAAGCGAUCGAUGUCGUGACAAACCGAUCAAGCAUCCGGUAGUUCCGCGAAUAUCCAGAAGCGUCUUGUGCGUCACUGUGACCUCACUCAUCAUGAAUGCAGUCGAGCUUCAGAAAUUGGAGCACCUUUCGUUGGUGUCCAAAGUCUGCACAGAGUUGGACAACCAUCUUGGACUCAACGAUAAGGAUUUAGCCGAGUUCAUCAUCAUGAUUGCUGAGAAGAGUGACUCAAUUGAAACAUUUAAGGCAGCCUUGGACGAGAACGGGGCAGAAUUCCCUGAGUCAUUCACAGCCAACUUGUUGAGGCUUAUUCAGCGAAUGAAACCGAAGAAAUCGUCAAAUGGCGACGAUCUGAGCGCGUGGGAUAAAGAAGAGAGUACCGACGAGGAGAAAGAGGAUAUGAUGAAGAAAUACCCGGGCCUCUGCCUUCCAAACGACACCAGUAAUCGGACGAUGCUGAAUGAUGAACUCGUAAAGCUAAAGGAUGUCAAAGUUGCGGAGGAUGCAAUGGAUGAGCUGGAAGCCCUCAUGAAGCCAGGUUCUAUCAUUAAGACCGAAGCGCCGCCAGAGAGCGCAAAAACACAACACACCGACGGCGACGUACGGCCUCGCAGCGACACCAGGCGGCGCUCCCGAUCCCGCGACCGCGAGACGCGCCGGCAGCGGCGGUGCGAGGGGCUCGUGCACGUGUCUCAGCUGAGACGCGAGGGUCGCGUGACGGACGUGUCCGACGUCGUGGCGCGAGGCCAGCGAGUCAAGGUCAAGGUGCUCGCAAUCAACGGCCAGAAGAUGAGCCUCUCUAUGAAGGACGUCGACCAGGAAAGCGGGGAGGACUUGAACCCGAUGUCCGGGGUGCGGCUGACGGGAGCGAACGCCGUCGAGCAGGCGGGGGAGGGGACGACGCGGAACCCGGAUCGUCCGACGACGGCCGCGCCGCUCGUCAGGAACGUUCCGGAGCAGGACGCCGCGCAGCUGAAGAAGGUGCAGCGCAUCUCGUCGCCGGAGCGAUGGGAGUUGAAGCAGAUGAUUGCUGCCAACUGCAUAGAUGUGUCGGAACUCCCAGAUUUCGACGAAGAAACUGGAAUCAUUCCAAAAGAUGACGAGGAAGACGAGGACUUAGAGGUGGAGUUAGUCGAAGACGAACCGCCGUUCCUGAAGGGUCACGGACGCAGCAUCACUGACAUGAGUCCUGUGAAGAUCGUCAAGAAUCCGGACGGGUCGUUGGCGCAGGCGGCCAUGAUGCAGGGGGCGCUGCAGAAGGAGCGGCGAGAACUGAAACAAGCGCAGAGAGAGGCUGAGAUGGACUCCAUACCGACGGGCAUCAACAAGAACUGGAUCGAUCCGAUGCCGGAGGAAUCCUGCGAAUUGUCAACGGAGAAAAUAUCUACACCCGUGUCAGAAAAACAGCUCUCGAAACCUGUCAUGGCGACCGAAAAAGUGACCAACGCUGAACUGCAUAAACUGCUUAAAAGCAUAGAUUCGAGGAUGGAGCAGGGGUUCAAAACACUGACUGACAAGUUCGACAGUUUAGAGUUUGAAGUAGGAGAAUUGAAAGACGGACAGGCGAAGGAUCGGGAUGACAUUGCAAAAUUAGAAAACGACAUGGCGGAGUUGAAACGGUCCCUACUUACUAGCCAAGCACAAGUCUUCUUCCAGUCGCCGAUCUUCACGAUUCCCGGCCGCACCUACCCCGUCGAGAUCCUCUACACGAAGGAGGCGGAGACCGACUACCUCGACGCCUCCCUCAUCACUGUCAUGCAAAUACACCUAACCGAACCGCCAGGAGAUGUGCUCAUCUUCCUCACGGGACAGGAGGAGAUUGACACGGCGUGCGAGAUUCUCUACGAGCGCAUGAAGUCGCUGGGACCGGAGGUUCCCGAUCUGAUCAUCCUACCUGUGUACAGCGCUCUGCCCAGCGAGAUGCAGACACGGAUAUUCGACCCCGCGCCCCCCGGCUCACGGAAGGUUGUCAUAGCGACUAACAUCGCAGAAACGUCGCUGACGAUCGACGGAGUCUACUACGUCGUCGAUCCGGGAUUCGUUAAACAGAAGGUCUACAACUCCAAGACAGGCAUGGACGCUCUCGUUGUCACACCUAUCUCGCAGGCGCAAGCUAAGCAACGAUCGGGACGCGCCGGCCGCACGGGACCGGGUAAAUGCUACCGUCUAUACACGGAGCGGGCGUACCGGGAUGAGAUGCUUGCUACGCCGAUACCGGAGAUUCAGCGUACGAACCUCGCGGGAACGGUGCUGCAGCUGAAGGCGAUGGGAAUCAACGACCUGCUGAACUUUGACUUCAUGGACGCGCCGCCGAUGGAGACGUUGAUUUGUUCGCUGGAGCAACUGCAUUCGCUCAGCGCGUUGGAUAACGAGGGGCUGCUGACGCGCCUGGGACGCCGCAUGGCGGAGAGAAAAAUCAACAGCUUAUUUUCUUAUGACGUGGUGGCGUGUGGGAAACAGACCGUGCGCGUUCAGAAGUGCAUCUGCAGCGGUUUCUUCCGUAACGCAGCGAAGAAGGAUCCACAGGAAGGUUUCCGUACACUGGUGGACAGUCAAGUCGUCUACAUCCACCCCUCCAGCGCUCUCUUCAACAGACAACCAGAGUGGGUCGUCUACCACGAGCUGGUCCUCACCACGAAGGAAUACAUGAGAGAGGUCACCACCAUCGACCCCAAGUGGCUCGUAGAAUUCGCGCCCGCGUUCUUCAAGCUGGCCGACCCGACGAAGCUGAGCAAGCACAAGAAGACGCAGCGACUCGAACCGCUCUAUAAUAGAUACGAGGAACCGAACGCGUGGAGGAUAUCGCGUGUGCGCAGAUACAAGUAGAGGAGAGAGUGUGGAACGCUUGGAGGAUAUCGCGUGUGCGCAGAUACAAGUAGAGGAGAGAGUGUGGAGCGUGUGGUGAGGGACGGAUUUAGACAUAAGCUAAACAAGCUGCAGCUUAGGACCUCACAGUGUCUGAAGGGGGUCCUGCAAGUACCCAGGGGAGGACUGCGGGAUGUGCUGUGUGAAUGUUUGAUUGCAGUCUUGGAUGCGAUUGUUAGGGUGGAGCAGAGAUACCAACCACUACGAUUUAUCCGUAUUUUAUAUAAAUUUCUAUUCCUUUUGCACCACUACCACCAGUUUGUAUCAAACUACGAAUUUCA